Molecule: messenger RNA, 381 nt
Organism: Ilex paraguariensis (yerba mate)
Lineage: Eukaryota; Viridiplantae; Streptophyta; Magnoliopsida; Aquifoliales; Aquifoliaceae
Source: the annotation of a GenBank genome assembly
AUGCAACCCCAACGAUCCAAUCUUCAAAAGCUCAGCAUUGCCUCCAUCAACCUGAUCCAGAAAAAUGUCGUGGCCACGAUUGGAGACAUCAACAAGCAGUUGAAGAGAGAUGUGCAGAGAUCAAUCACUGAAUGCUUGGAGCUCUACACACAGACCAUUGAUGAUUUAAGCGACGCGGUCAAAAAUUAUAAGUCGAAAAGCUUUUAUGAUGUUACUCAGGAUGUUUCUGCAACCAGUGUGGCUGCUACGGCAUGUGAGGAUGGGUUUAAGGAGAGAGAAGUGGUCUCUAUAUUGACCAUAAGGAAUGAUGGUGAUGAGAUUUCCAGACACACUAAGAUGACGACACGUGUACUUGGCGCCAAUGAAGACUCUCUGCUAUGA